Molecule: messenger RNA, 2196 nt
Organism: Girardinichthys multiradiatus
Lineage: Eukaryota; Metazoa; Chordata; Actinopteri; Cyprinodontiformes; Goodeidae
Gene: pigs
Product: phosphatidylinositol glycan anchor biosynthesis, class S
Exons: 12
Coding region: 248-1936 (562 amino acids)
Biological process (GO): attachment of GPI anchor to protein
Cellular component (GO): GPI-anchor transamidase complex
Source: RefSeq, a predicted model, not a curated record
AUCAGCGCUCAUUCUUCCCUUUUAGUUUUCCUUCUUCUGAGUUCCUUUUCUUUUUUUAUUAGCAAUGAUUUGGAUAAUUUCAAAAUGUGAAAAAAAGAUUUGCUUUCAUUUUGAAAGUGUAUCACUGUAUAAAGAUAUAGUUAACGACUUCGUUUCAAAGUAAACCGCCUAAUGUAAGUGUAGCCUCGGUCAUGUGACAUCGCACUGUAAGCUUUUCACUGAACAAACGCACCCUUCAUUGACAGAAAUGGCCACCGCGGAAGUGGAGCGCAGACGAGGACAGCUUGCCGCACUGUCCAUAGCAGCAGUGGUCAUCAUCGUGGGAGUCCCUCUGUGGUGGAAAACCACCGAAACCUACCGUGCCUGGUUACCUGUCAGUCAGAUUAGAGAACUGGCAAAGCUGCAGAUGCAGUUGAGUGCCGAUGUGGAGGUGGUAUUUGCCCGUGGAACCGUGACACCAGAGCAGCAGAAGAAGGUGCCUCUGACAAAGACCCAGGAGGAGGAUCAUGAAGUAGACGAGGGUACAACCUUGAAGUACAGGUAUGAGACAAAGUAUCGCACAGCUACGAUCAUGGAGGAGGACGCGCUGAACAAGCCUACAGCAGCAGAGGCAGAUCUAGCUCUGCACAUGCUCAGUGAGAGUCCAUGUGGUUCUUUGGUCAUAUAUGUGAUCCCUGAGUCAUCCUCACUGCUGCAUGAGGAUGUAAAGGUGUACGUCGGUCAGCGGCGGACUGCGUUGCUUCGUGUUGUUGCCCAGAUGAGAACAGCUAAGACGUUUGAGCAGCUGCUAGAUCGCCUGCAGCCACACAUCAUACAGGUGCUGAGAAUGAUGUCUUUCAGCCGUGCCGACAUCACCGCCGCCCUCAGCGACAGAGUCCGUUUCCACCCAGGCAGCAAAGAGAGCGUUGCUGACAGUAUGAGAGCCUUCAAAUCCAGUCCAGGUUAUGAGAUAACAUUCAGCUUGUUAAACCCCGACCCAAAGUCUCACCGGCUGCACUGGGACAUCAAGGGUGCUGCACAGACCUACAUACAGCCUUUACUUAUGAAAAUGUCCCCUGUGGCUAACUUUAGCAUUGACUCUCAGACCUUGCACUAUGCCAUGCUUGGUGUCAACCCACGCUUUGAUAGCAGCCGCAGUGCCUACACGCUCAAUGCCGACAGCCUUGCACAUGUCAUCAACCCGGUGGAGGCCAGACUUGGCUCUAAUGCUGCAUCUUCCAACCCAGUGUUGAAUUUUCUUCUGUAUGUCCCCGACUCCCACCAUUCACCUCUUUACAUCCAAGAUCACCACAAGCAGGAGGUGCCCUCCAAUGCAUUUCACUCUCCACGCUGGGGUGGAAUCAUGGUUUAUAAUGUAGACAGUUCCUAUGGGCCAGAGGCAGAGCUCCCUGUUGACAUAAACAUCAACAUGGCUAAAGUCAUGGGCGUUUUCCUCGCCCAGCUUCGGCUGUUGCUGGGUGUCCAGUCAUCACCCCCUCCCCCUGGGUUCCUGGUGGCACCGUGCGGCAGUACAGGACUAGCUGACUGGGAGCUGGACCGUCUCAUGUGGAGCCGCUCAGUGGAAAAUAUAGCCACAGCAACCACAACAAUCACCUCUCUUGCACAACUGCUGGACCAGAUAGGCAACAUUGUUAUUAACGACAACAUUGCCGAACAGGUGUCCAAUGCUGUGACGUCUCUGCAGCUGGCUGUUGCAGAGCUAGAUGCAGGAAACCUCGGGUUUGCCCUGCAGUUCAGUAAAGAAGCUAUCCUGGCUUCAGAAAAGGCCUUUUUUGAUCCAUCACUCCUCCAUCUGCUCUACUUUCCUGAUGACCAGAAGUUUGCUAUUUACAUACCUCUCUUCCUGCCGAUGUGUGUGCCUAUUCUGCUGUCUCUGCUCAAAAUAGCUUCUGAGGCUAGACAGAAACGCAGAGAAAAGCAAGCAAAGAAGGACUGACAGAUGGGUGAAGGUGAUGUAAUUAGGGGGAAAAACAUGUUAUGGAAAAACUGUUUUGUUGGAUGCCUGCCAGUGUUGUUGUUUGGGGCUAUUCUGUUUGAAAUUAGGAUGGGUGUUGUUGCAAGAUUUUUUUUAAUGACUAUUGGAACUGUUGCUGUACAGUUGAAGGCUUGAAUUCUUUUGAAUGUGUAUAACUUUUAUAUAAAAACUCAACUUUCUAUUGUAAAUUAUUAAGAAUUAAAGUCUACAGCUGUAAAUCA